Messenger RNA from Drosophila ficusphila, 525 nucleotides. RefSeq lists its product as uncharacterized. The transcript is spliced from 3 exons. The record is from RefSeq and is a predicted model, not a curated record. Lineage: Eukaryota; Metazoa; Arthropoda; Insecta; Diptera; Drosophilidae. The coding region runs from base 1 to 525 and encodes 174 amino acids.
AUGGCACUUCCCUUUCGAGGCUCUAGAUCAUAUUGCUGGGAUGUGCCUGCUGGUCUGACGCCACAAGUCACGACUAAAACGGAAGUGGACGGUCAAGGACGAAAUGUGACCACCACGACGAGCACUUAUAGUGGCAUCCUUGAUCUAAGAACCAAUGUCUUCCGCCAGAUAUUCCCCGAUGUUUCGAAGGGACUUGGUGCCAUUAAUCCCGGCUUUGCACCGAGUCCGCCCAGUGCACUUUUCCCCUCAUCGAGAGCUGGACCCUUCGACACCAACUCGAUAUUUGUGACCCGCCAAAACGAACGCGAUCCUGUCUUCGUUCCCGUUGUGGAUUCAACCUCGACCACCCAGCGAACUUUGGUGCCCCUUCCCACGCUCUCGCCCUCAAAUAUCGACGGAAGUGACAGAACCAUAGAUGAUUUCCUGCAAAAGGUGGACCACACUGCUUCGGACAUUGAGAACAACAACGGCGACACCGUCAAGGGAAACGGAGAGGAACUCAAGCAGCAAGAACCCACCAAGUAA